UUGUUGAGUGUUGCAUUCGAUACGAAGACGUUGAAUAAACGAUUUUUUUUUUCCGCUAAAUCAAAGUCUUAUUAUUUUGUUUGAAGAAGAAAUAAUAAUUUUUUCACAUCAAAAUAAUGUUUUUGUUCUCAGUUCUACUGGUUUUGUGCUUAAGCUCAACGACAUAUUCGCAAGUGGAUGAAUAUGAUUGUGAAAUUACGCCUCCGUUAAAUGUUGAACCGUUGUCAUGUUGUCGCACAAGUAAACCAUUCGAUCGCAACAAUUUUCCGGAAUGUUUUCCCAAUUCAGUAUCAACGACAACACCACAGAUUCCGGUUAGUGAAGUUGCAUAUGAUGACGAUGAUUCCGACGAAGAUUCGGUUACACCAACAAAUGGUCCCAUCGGCAAAGAUGAUUAUUAUACGAAAUGGUAUAAAAAGGAUAAAUACGGAUACAAUUAUUAUCCGUACAAACAUCAUUAUGACGAUCAUCAUAGAUCGUCACAUUAUCAUGAUGAUUACCAUCACGGUGGCGCAGGCGGAGGUGGAGGCAGUGGCAGUGAUUAUCAUCGUUUUGGUGGUGGAUACCGUGGUGGACGAUACAGUCGGCAAAUUGUUUAUCGCAUCAAUUCAGCACCGGCGUUUUGUUCCAUUGAAUGCAUUUUCAAUCAAACGAAUAUAAUAGCAAAUGGUCGAUUUGAUCGUAAUAUUGCCGUUCAAGUGUACGCCGAUUACUAUCCAGAGGUGCCCAUUGAUUUAUUGACACGUUCGAUUGAUCGAUGCACGAAGCAAUUGCGAAACUUUUUAAUCAGCCGACGACGACGAAUUCGCCUCCAAUCCGGCCGCAAUUUACCAGUUAGACGAUGUCGUAACGGUUCUGGUAUGUUUGCUGCAUGCUUCAAUCGCGAAAUUUAUCGAAAUUGCCCGCCACAAUUGGAUACAGAUAAUGAAGACUGUGAUACACUUCGCACAUUCAUCGACAACUGUUCACCAACCCGGGGUAUUCGAAAUAAUUUCAGCUUUGAUAACAUUGAUGUCGAUGAAAACGGCAACUUUAUUCCAACAUAAUAAACAAAUUAACUUUUUUUAUACUAUUUACAAAUAAGCAUUCUUUUCGGUCUAUGAGUCAUACACUAUUCUCGCAGAACAUUUCAUUCAAUAGAAAAUGUGCGUUUUUUUUUUGCGCAAAUUAAUAAUUCUAUUUUAUACAAAUGACGAAUAUUCUAAAUUAAUUAUAUUU
Contarinia nasturtii (swede midge) is the source of this 1218-nucleotide messenger RNA. RefSeq lists its product as uncharacterized. The transcript is spliced from 4 exons. The coding region runs from base 117 to 1046 and encodes 309 amino acids. The record is from RefSeq and is a predicted model, not a curated record. Lineage: Eukaryota; Metazoa; Arthropoda; Insecta; Diptera; Cecidomyiidae.